UCUGAAGUUUAUUGAUUUCGGGCUGGUGGCCUGCAAAAUGAAGAUGAACGCAGGAACAGUAAAUCCACAUCGUUAUAGGCUAACCCAUGAUUCUCAAAAUGAAGAACUAGACGCUUAUGAAAGAGUUUCCCCAAGGAAUUCCCCUAGAAGGACGACAAAUAAAUUAAAAUCUACUAGUAAAAUAAACUCAGAUUUAACAACAAAAAGUUUAGGUGAUGAACUUCAAGAAGCUGAUCCGCUUUGGAGGGCAGCAGAUUCUGAUUUAGAGAAAAGCACUUGCUCGACAUCAUCAGAGGAAAGUGAGAAGAAAGCACGAGCAGAAGCUUUCCUACCAGAAAAUUCACAAAAAUUCGAAUCAGAUGAUGCCUCAACUUUAAAUGGUAUUGAAGAACUCCAACCAACUCACAGAGGAUGCCAUAAAUUUAUUCCUAAGCAUGAAGACGAGCUUUUUAUAGAGAUAGGAGACUCUUUACACGUUCAGGAAGAAGAUAAAGACCUUUGGUGCGUCGGUAUAAAUUUAACAACUGGAAAGAAAGGUAUAUUUCCUGCAGCUUACGUCACAGAUCUCAGUUUGUUGUAUGGUAAGCUUUCAAAAAUACUGUAAAUUAAUAAAUAAACAUUAAUAUACAACUUAUACAUAUAAAUAUAUAAAGUGAAUAUUUACAUUCCAGAUGGUUCAUCAAUCAAAUCCAGGGCGUUUCUUCUGCAGUAUUAUGGUUCAGUUGAGGUGAAGCAGCACCGCGGAACAAAUAUCUUAAGAGAAUCGAUUCUUCAGGUUGUAGCUAUUAGGAAGGAAAUGAACUCAAAGCCGUCUAAUUGUAAGCUGAUUGUCAAUGAAAACGGCAUCCGAAUGCUUAAUUUAGAUAAAAGGGCAGGAUCAACUCCUCCUGAAUCUCCAAGCGACGUUCGUCGCCGCUUAGAAAGAUUACUUAGCAAAGUUCGCGGAGAUAGUGAAGAGCAUUUAUAUUCUCUGAAGAAUUUAUCAUUUUGUGGAUGCUUACCUGAAAAUGACCGCUAUUUCGCUUUCAUCACAAAACAUCCUUUAGAACAUAAAUUUGCUUGCCACGUCUUCCACGGAGAAGACUCAACGAAUUGCGUUGCCGAUUCAAUAGGUGAUGCCUUUAAAAAGUACUAUCAACAAUAUAUGACUUAUGCACAUCCGACCGAAGAUAUUUACAUCGAAUAACGUUAGAAGGAAAAUAUUAUGACUUCAAACAAUUAACCAAUUUUGCUGAUCUAUCUUCUACUUCCAUUUUCAACGCUUUUACUCUUUUUUGCUGCCUUUCAAUUCUCUUGCUUACGGCUCUAUUUAUACAUUCUAUUAUUUAUUCAUUUUUUAAUUAUAUACUAUGUUUUGUUUACAUUUUGAUUACAGCUUAUUGCAAUUCUAAUCAAUUGAAA
This is a messenger RNA of Dimorphilus gyrociliatus, 1401 nucleotides long. The record is from the annotation of a GenBank genome assembly. NCBI's taxonomy places the organism in Eukaryota, Metazoa, Annelida, Polychaeta, Dinophilidae.